AUGCCCUCUUCCAAGACGGAGCGGCUAUUAGUGCCGAUUGAACUAUUUUCAGAUACGUUAUGUCCAUGGUGCUGGAUCGAGAAGCGCAGCCUUGAAGCUGCCAUGAAGAAAUUUGAGUCGAGUCAUCCGCAAGUCGAGUUUGAGGUUGUCUGGCGGUCCUAUUGCUUGAACCCGCUCUUCAAAUCCAGAUGUGAAAAAAUCGCCCUCUACGACGAGAUGGCCGGCGGAAAAGGCAAAUUCCAACCACACCUCGACCGCGUCAGCACCGUCGGUCGUCCCUACGACCUAAAAUUCUCCAUCACAGGCGACACCGGCCCAACACGCUCAUCCCAGAUCCUCAUCGCCAACACUCUUCGCCGUCGGGGCCCCGCAGCCCAAGCACGGGUCGUAGAGGCACUCUUCCAAAGCCACUUCCUCGACGGCAAGGAUAUUUCCGACGAAGACGUCCUGGUCAGCCUGGGCAGCCAAGAAGCAGGCCUUCCUGCGGAUGUAGUCCGUUCAGAUCUGCGAGACGAUGACAACGGACGGGUUGUGGAUGAUGAGGCAGAGGCGGCGGUGGAGGAAAAGGGUGUUGAGGCUGUGCCGUGUGUGACGGUCUUGGGCAAGUACAAGGUCGGUGGGUACCAGGAGAAGGAGGUUUUUGAAAGGUUGUUCGAGAGGAUAUGGGAGGAGAAUGCUGGUGUUUUGAAUAAGGCGUGA
Pochonia chlamydosporia 170 is the source of this 699-nucleotide messenger RNA. RefSeq names its product DSBA-like thioredoxin domain-containing protein. The record is from RefSeq and is a predicted model, not a curated record. The transcript is spliced from 2 exons. NCBI's taxonomy places the organism in Eukaryota, Fungi, Ascomycota, Sordariomycetes, Hypocreales, Clavicipitaceae. The coding region runs from base 1 to 699 and encodes 232 amino acids. Gene Ontology annotation, molecular function: oxidoreductase activity.